AUGGCCAAUCCGCGUUGUGAACGAGGUCCAGAGGACGUCACACUGGGACGUUCGAGCUCUCGGCGACACAGCCAGCUGGAGGCUGCCUUCGGAGGGGACGCACACUUUUGCGCCCUAGAAACGUUGGGUGAAACAAAAAAUGCAGAAAGAGAAAAUGAGUCUACACACACGCUCUCUGAAGAUAUAUAUAGCACUCAAGACAGUUUGCUAGGGGAUAUCAACCUUGGGAAUUACUCAGAGGGUGUACAGAAUCAACCAGCUAACACUAGGGUUUCUUCCUCAAGACAAUUUGAACCCAUUUGCAAAUUUCACUGGAUAGAAGCAUUUAAUGAUGAGAUGAUAUUUCAAGACCUGAGCGAGGCCUUUUCUUCCUUGGAGAAGCCUGAGCUGCAAAGCCAUGAGUAUAAUACAGUGGACGCCGGUGAGAAGCCCUACGCACUUGAGGGAGAGAAUCCGUUGGAAACUAGGAUUUCCGAAAACCAAGACCAACUUGUUCAUGAGCACGUCAGGAAAUCUAGAAGUCUGUCUCUAAACUACUACAGAGGAGAGACGCAGCCGUUGAUGGAAAAGUCGCUGGCUAGGAGCACUGUCGUAGAUGUCGCCUUCCACACCAGUCAGCCUCAAAGCUUUCUGCGUAGAGAAAAUGGCUGUGCUAGCGGUGAAAGUUCAUUUGAUACUGAGGAUUGCUUAGGCCUGCUUGACUUGAGAACUGAUAAUGAAAUAGAGGAGCCUGAAGUUUCUUCCAAAGAAAUACAGCAUUCUGGGGAGAUUUCCGAGACGUCCGGUAGUCACCAGCAGCAAGUCACAGAGGACGGUGUAGACAGCCUGGCCAUAACUCCUUGGUCUCCAGCGGGCAUCUCCAAGAGUAGAUCUCAGGACAACUGCACGAUGCCUGAUAGGGAGCUAAGCCUUGAAAGCUUGGAGCCCCUGGAAGAGGACAUGGCUUUAAAUGAAGCCUUGCAGAGAUUAAAACAGAUUAACAAGAAACAGGAAAUGCAGAUCCAAGAGCUCCACGGUAGGAAUUUGUACUUAGAAAACAGGGUUAAAGAACUACAGACGAAGGUCACCAAACAGCAAGUUUUUGCUGACAUCAUAAAUAAACUAAAGGAGAACAUUGAGGAGUUAAUUGAUGACAAAUACAACGUACUCCUGGAGAAGAAUGAUAUCAACAAGAAAUUCCAGGAUCUGCAGGAGGUUUUGGCUAACACCAAAAAGCAUCUUCAGGAAACCAAGAAAGACAAGGAGACCUUGCAGCUCCAGGUUAAAAAGAUCAAGAUCCAUUAUGUCCAUUUACAGGAAAGGUACGUCGCCGAGAUACAGCAGAAAAACAGAUUGGUCAGUCAGUACCUAGAGAUAGAGAAGACCCUAAGCAAGAAAGACGAAGAGCUGCAAAGACUGCAGCGACACAAAGGAGAGCUGGAGAAGGCUACCAGUUCCGCUUUGAACUUGUUGAAAAGGGAAAAGGAGACCCGCAAACAAGAGAUCUUGUCUUUUCAGGAGGAAUUCCAGAAGCGGGAAAAGGAGUACCUGAAAGAAAGGCGGAAAUUGAAAUCAAGAGUUGAGAAGCUGACGGCCCAAGUGAAGAAUUUGCUCUUCACCUGUGAGAAGGAGAGGGCUAAAACUACGAAGUUCCAGCAGCAGGUGGAUGAGCUGGGAGAGGAAAACAUGGGGCUCUGGCAGCAGUCUGCAAAGGGGGAGGUGCACACUUGCACCCCUAACUUUGAGAUAAUUCAGUCAAGAGAGCAGCUGGAGGAAGCGAUGGAGCCAGAUGGCACCCAGGAUAUCACCAAUCCUGACGCCGAACAUUGCCAAGAUAGUAAGAAAACUAAUGACAUAAUGCUGCAAAAACUGAAGAGCCUUCAGCUUCAAAAGAGAGAUUUAGAUAAAGAGUUAUUGAAACAUAAAAAUAGAAUUGCAACUCUUAAAGAGUUAAUUGCUAAUGAAAAAGCACUUCAGCAUCACACUCUUGAGGUCACAAAUUUUGAUGUGGACGAAGCCAGGAAUGCCAGAGAUGCACCUGUGUUAUUGGCAGUCAAACUGGAUAAAUACCACAAUCUAAAUGAGGAGCUUGAUUUCUUGAUCACAAAGUUGGGGGGCCUUCUAGAGAGCAAAGAAGACCACUACAGCAGACUCAUCGAGGAGAAUGACAAGUACCGGAGACAUGUAGGCAGCUUAAUAAAUAAGGUAACAUCAUAUGAAGAAAUUAUCAAGUGUGCUGAUCAAAGACUUGAGAUAUCCCAUUCUCAGAUUGCACAUUUGGAAGAGAGAAACAGACAUUUGGAAGAUUUAAUUAGAAUGCCUAAAGAGAAAGCCAGAAGGCCAAGCACAGAUGACAACACAAAACCCUUCACUAAGUGCUCCCAUGUUUUGAGAUUACAGGCACGUUCCACCUACCAAGUUGCAAGUUAG
Molecule: messenger RNA, 2409 nt
Organism: Microtus oregoni (creeping vole)
Lineage: Eukaryota; Metazoa; Chordata; Mammalia; Rodentia; Cricetidae
Gene: Cage1
Product: cancer antigen 1
Exons: 13
Coding region: 1-2409 (802 amino acids)
Source: RefSeq, a predicted model, not a curated record